Punctularia strigosozonata HHB-11173 SS5 is the source of this 1061-nucleotide messenger RNA. Its product is annotated as glutathione peroxidase. Gene Ontology annotation, molecular function: glutathione peroxidase activity. Gene Ontology annotation, biological process: response to oxidative stress. The record is from RefSeq and is a predicted model, not a curated record. Lineage: Eukaryota; Fungi; Basidiomycota; Agaricomycetes; Corticiales; Punctulariaceae. The transcript has 5 exons. The coding region runs from base 284 to 766 and encodes 160 amino acids.
CAUCGUUCGAGCUGACAAGGUCGCACGUCUGGGGGCGAAAUAUGCUAUUUCUCGUUAUUCAGUGCUCUUGCAGUCGCCUAUAAAGGCACGGUCAGCGGGAUGGCAGUUGCAAUCGUCGUUCGCUGCGCGCCCAAUCUGCACCGGUCUUUCACACCCUCGAGACGAUUCGCGUGCUCGCACCUCACGCCCAUCCACCCGGUUAGAUACCCGGCGACCGCAAUUGAACGCAUACCACCUCUCCACGCCUUCGCCACGAUCGUUUGCUACGUCCUCUGAGUCCGCUAUGGGAUUCUACGAUUUAAAGGCUGAGCUUCCUGGAGGAAAGGUGUACGAUUUUGCGGAUUUGAAGGGCAAGGUCGUUCUGAUUGUUAACGUUGCCUCGCAAUGCGGUUUCACGCCGCAAUACAAAGGUCUCCAGGAGCUCUACGAUAAGUACAAGGACAAGGGCUUCAUCAUCCUCGGCUUCCCUUGCAAUCAGUUCGGCGGACAAGAGCCCGGAGACGACGCCGCUAUCAGCCAAUUCUGCACGCUCAACCACGGCGUCACCUUCCCGCUCAUGAAGAAGUCGGACGUGAACGGCGACAACACGAACGAGGUGUACAAGUGGCUGAAGGGGCAGAAGUCAGGCCUGUUGGGCCUUACCCGGAUCAAGUGGAAUUUUGAGAAGUUUCUGAUCGACAAGAACGGGAACGUUGUCCAUCGUUGGGCGUCCACGACGUCGCCGGCCGCUAUCGACGCUGAAGUCGCCAAGUUGCUCGAGGCAUAAUCAGGUCAUGAUACGUUAUCAAUCAGCAGGAUGGAAUGCAAGCUGCUUCUGCAAAGAAUAACAAAGAACAUUUCUCCACCUGAACAUGUGAAUGACACUGCGGGUUGCGGGUUGCUUGAACGCUGCGACACUCACACAGCGCGUGGAUGAUUCAUGCUAUGAGGGGUCGAUAAUGAAAGACGAAGGUAACAAGUGGCUUGUCAUCGAGAGGGUGGCAUUCGACAUAGUUGGGGCGAGAACAUCGUUGGUCUCCAGUAAAACUGGGGUAGUAAGUUGGAUGAAUAGAAACGGUCCG